AUGCAGUUCAAGGCGAUCGUCCUGCUGUUGAGCGCCUCGGCCUCGCUCGCUGCGGCCCAGAGCGUCGAUCCCGCCGUGCCCUCUGUCGCGCCUGAGGUGCCCCCUGGUGAUGGAGUUGGGGAGGUGCCCGUCCUGGCGCCCGAGCCGGGAAACGACAACGAGGGUGUGCCCGCUGUCGGGGUCCCCGCGCCCGAGGUCCCAGCUGGUGACGUUGCCGCUCCUGAGGUUCCCGCUGCCCCCGAGGUGCCAGUCGAGCAGCCGGUGGCCGACCUCCCUGAUGCCGACCAGGACGGGAUUCCUGACGGCGCCGAGACUGGUGGACAGGGCGCCGAGUUGCGGCCCCUGCCUGGCUUGCAGGAGACCGUUGGUGAGCUGAGACCGCUGCCCGGCACCGGUGGCGAGCAGACCGAGGAUGUUCAGCCGCCGGAAGGUGCUGAGCCGGUUCAGUCUGCUCUGCCCGUUGCAUCUUCCGCGCCAGCCGAGUCCUCUCUGCCGGCCGCGUCUUCGGCCCCCAUCCCAUCUGAGGCGUCAUCCGCCCUUCCGCUCGAGUCUCCCGCCCCAGUUGAGGGAGUCGACCCCUUGCGGCCUAUUGCGCCGGCCGACCCUCUCCAGUCUUCCGAGUCGGCAUCUAGCAUUUUGGAAGGGGCCAUUCCCACCCUCGUGCCCCUGCUGCCGAGCAGCGCCGUGCCGUCGGUCGACCCCGCCUCGUCGUUCCCAUCCGCCAGCGAGUCGGCCGUUCCCAGCCUGCCCCUCGACAUUACCGACCCUCCAGCGCCAUCGGCGGCGUCCAGCGAGCUUGUUGUUCCGAGUGCCUCUUCCGACCUGCUCGAGCCCUCGGUGUCGGUAUCUCUCGUCGAAUCCGCCAUUCCGUCCCCGCCUCUAGCAGCACCCCUCGUACCAUCCGCGCCAGCCGCUCCCCUGGUACCCGUCGCACCCGUCGAGAGCCUGCCCGUGAUCCCCACAAACGCCACUUUCUCCCAGGUUCCCAAGAUCCCCCCACCUCAACAGGUCCAAACGCCAGAGCCCAUCCCAGCUCUGCCCGCCGGCGACGCCCUCCCGAGCGCCGCCCCCUCCGCCGUCAUCGGCAACGGCACCGCCCCCGUCGCGCCCCCGCUGCUCCCGUUCCCGGUGACGCGGAGGAGCGGUGAGCUCCAGGACCGGCCUGCGGGUGACGAGGGGGCCGCCGACGAGGAGCAGGACGGUGGCGAGGGCGAUGAGGAAGGAGACGAGGAGGAUUCUGGUUCCGAUUCAGAUGAGGAGUCAGACUCGGACUCGGGCUCGGACUCUGAUGAGGAUUCUUCCUCUGAUGAGGAGGCAUCUGGCGACGACGAGGAAUCUGGUGACGACGAGGAAUCUGGCGAUGAAGAAGAAGAAUCUGGUGAUGGCGAAGACGAAGAGGAAGAAGAAGGAGAAGAAGAGGGGGCCUCAGACGACGGAGGAGACAAUGCAGAUGAAGGAGAUGACCAGGGGGGGUCGGGCAACGGCGCCGGUAGCGGUGUCGGCUCUGGCGCCCAAAGCUCUGCGCUCCUCGCGCCAACCGGCCUCGCUCCGAACCGAACGGCCACUCUUCCCGGUACGCUUCUGGUGGCGACGUCGUCUUUCGGCGCGGACCGCACGAUGCAGACGUCGCUGCGCCUCGCGACCGGCGUGUCGGCCGAGGUGACGGCACCGUCGAACGGUGGGCUGGAGGCCGUGACGACGGGGGCGAGCGGCGGAACGCUCAAUGCCGAGGAUGAUCAGGGAGCUGGCGUGCGGGUCGGCGUCACGGGCUUCGCUGGCAUGAUUGUCAUGGCGGCUGUUGUCUUUGUUCUUUAG
This is a messenger RNA of Verticillium nonalfalfae, 1815 nucleotides long. RefSeq lists its product as uncharacterized. The record is from RefSeq and is a predicted model, not a curated record. Lineage: Eukaryota; Fungi; Ascomycota; Sordariomycetes; Glomerellales; Plectosphaerellaceae. The coding region runs from base 1 to 1815 and encodes 604 amino acids. The transcript is spliced from 3 exons.